UAACUAAAUGGCAACCUAAAGAUAACCCUCUCUGGAGUGGUUAUAUUUACAGGUUACAUGGAUGGACAACUUGCAAUACAAUCAGAUUCCAAAGCCCAGAUUCUAAAAAGUGGAGGCACUACACUUUCUCAGAAUAGCCAAGAAGAAAGCAAGGAAGCACUAAAGAAUGAAAUUAUAUUUACAGAUUCUGAUGAAUACCUGAUAUCAACAAGAAAAAAGGAGCCAAAAAGAAAAGGAAAAGGCACUGAUUCAGAGAAAGACAAGAUAGGAAUGGAAGUCAAGACAGAGAAUGAAGCUGGAAUACCACAAGGACAGGAAGCCCAAGAAAAGAAGAGUGAGGUCAGAAUACUGAAAGGACAGGAAUCCCAAGUAAUAAAGAGUGGGGCCGGAAUACCACCAGGACAGGAAUCCCAAGUAAAGAAGAGUGACACUGGAAUACCAAAAAGACAGGAAUCCCAAGUAAAGAAGAGUGGGAUGGGCACACCACAGGGACAGGAAGCACAAGUGAAGAAGAGUGAGACUAGAAUGCCAAGAAAACAAGAAUCCCAAGUAAAGAUGAGUGAGGUUGGAAUAUCAAAAAGACAGGAAUCCCAAGUGAAGAAGAGUGAGGCAGGAAUACCACAAGGACAAGAAUCCCAAGUAAUAAAGAGUGGGGCCGGAAUACCAAAAAGACAGGAAUCCCAAGUAAAGAAGAGUGGGGCCGGAAUACCAAAAAGACAGGAAUACCAAGUAAAGAUGAGUGAGGCAGGAAUACCACCAGGACAGGAAUCCCAAGUAAAGAUGAGUGAGGUCAGAAUACCAAAAAAACAAGAAUCCCAAGUAAAGAAAAGUGAGACUGAAAUACCAAAAAGACAGGAAUCCCAAGUAAAGAUGAGUGAGGCCAGAAUACCAAAAAAACAAGAAUCCCAAGUAAAAAAAAGUGAGACUGAAAUACCAAAAAGACAGGAAUCCCAAGUAAAUAAGAGUGAGAUGGGCACACCACAGGGACAGGAAGCACAAGUGAAGAAGAGUGAGACUAGAAUGCCAAGAAAACAAGAAUCCCAAGUAAAGAUGAGUGAGGUUAGAAUAUCAAAAAGACAGGAAUCCCAAGUAAAGAAGAGUGACACUGGAAUACCAAAAAGACAGGAAUCCCAAGUAAAGAAGAGUGACACUGGAAUACCAAAAAAACAAGAAUCCCAAGUAAAGAAAAGUGAGACUGAAAUACCAACAAGACAGGAAUCCCAAGUAAAUAAGAGUGAGAUGGGCACACCACAGGGACAGGAAGCACAAGUGAAGAAGAGUGAGACUAGAAUGCCAAGAAAACAAGAAUCCCAAGUAAAGAUGAGUGAGGUUGGAAUAUCAAAAAGACAGGAAUCCCAAGUGAAGAAGAGUGAGGCAGGAAUACCACAAGGACAAGAAUCCCAAGUAAUAAAGAGUGGGGCCAGAAUACCACCAGGACAAGAAUCCCAAGUAAUAAAGAGUGACACUGGAAUACCAAAAAGACAGGAAUCCCAAGUAAAGAAGAGUGACACUGGAAUACCAAAAAAACAAGAAUCCCAAGUAAAGAAAAGUGAGACUGAAAUACCAAAAAGACAGGAAUCCCAAGUAAAGAAGAGUGACACUGGAAUACCAAAAAAACAAGAAUCCCAAGUAAUAAAGAGUGGGGCCGGAAUACCACCAGGACAAGAAUCCCAAGUAAUAAAGAGUGACACUGGAAUACCAAAAAGACAGGAAUCCCAAGUAAAGAUGAAUGAGGCCAGAAUACCAAAAAAACAAGAAUCCCAACUAAAGAAAAGUGAGACUGAAAUACCAAAAAGACAGGAAUCCCAA
Molecule: messenger RNA, 1809 nt
Organism: Galeopterus variegatus (Sunda flying lemur)
Lineage: Eukaryota; Metazoa; Chordata; Mammalia; Dermoptera; Cynocephalidae
Exons: 3
Source: RefSeq, a predicted model, not a curated record